Molecule: messenger RNA, 2238 nt
Organism: Leptidea sinapis
Lineage: Eukaryota; Metazoa; Arthropoda; Insecta; Lepidoptera; Pieridae
Gene: Dh31
Product: diuretic hormone class 2
Exons: 5
Coding region: 66-404 (112 amino acids)
Biological process (GO): body fluid secretion
Molecular function (GO): diuretic hormone activity; G protein-coupled receptor binding
Source: RefSeq, a predicted model, not a curated record
AAUACUUGUUGCUUUCACCAGACACCGACGUCGAAAGUGCCCUCGCAACUUUAUACGUCACCAGAAUGAUCCGAUUCGGCUGUGUCCUCGCCAUCUUCGUGCUGGGUGCCAUCAUGGCAGCGCCUGUGGCUUCCUAUCCUCGGUAUUCCAGCAACUAUUACCUCGAGGAAGGGCCGUAUGAACCCGAAGACAUAAUGGAAAUGCUCAAUCGUCUCGACCGCUACAUGCAACUUGAACGAAAAAUGGCUGACUACAAGGACGCAGCGGUUACAAGUGACAAGCGCGCUCUGGACCUGGGCCUUAACCGUGGGUACUCGGGAGCUCUUCACGCCAAACACAUGAUGGGAGUGGCCGCCGCCAACUACGCUGGAGGACCCGGCAGGAGGCGACGCGACGCACAAUAAAUACCACAUAGAUUUAUAAUCUACCACUAAUCCCUACUAGUCAAACUCUGAAAAAUUCGCCCCGCUCUUUUAUAGACCCGCGCUUGUUGUAAACGUCCAAUUUAUGCUAUGUACCUACUGACCCGGCAAACGUUGUUUUGCCAUAUAAAUUAUUUUAAGAGUUAGACCGUUUCUUGGACAUGGCAACAUUACUCUAUUUCUUCUAAAAUAAAAGAACGUUUCUAAAAUAAACAUAGCCUAAGUUACUCCUUAUUACACCAGCUACCUGCCAAUAAAAGUCCCAUAAAAAACGAUCAAGCCAUUUCAGAGAUUAGCCGGAACAAACAGACAAAAAUUGUAAAAAAUGUUAUUUUGGUGUAAGUACCGUUUUAUAUUACAAACAGACACUCCAAUUUUAUUUAUAUGUAUAGAUUAUUAAAAGAAACCAGACCUGGCGUUCUAUCUAUAGAUUUAAAAAAAAGACAGAAACUUGACUCAAUUAACAAAAAUUUUCUUUUCAAAUGGAUAAAUGGUUUAAUUUUAUCAAAUUAAUGUAUUGUCAUCGGUCCUCGAUAAACCUACGAAGUUUGAACGAAAUCUGACGGUUUAAAGUGGGUUAAAAUCGCGCCCAAAUGAGUCUGUUACAAGCAAAUAUACAUACAGGUGAAACUAAUUAAAAACGUGUAAAAAUACCUUGUGCCGAUGAAAAAUCAAGUAAAGGAUUCAGUCAUAUAAAGCCAACUGUUUGACAGUCCGAAAAUAGCAAGCAAAAGGCUCUAUAUCUUCAAAAAAUCUUGAAACUAUAUAACUUAAUUAUUGAAACUAUGUUAUAUCAGAUAUCGUAACAAUUAUAUGAAAAUAUAGUACGUCAUAGAUUUUCGUUUGUUUUAUUUUGAUUGCUGGCCAACUGCGCCUUAUGUUCAUUCUAGUUCUUUUUAGUCUAUCGUUCUAACUUAUAUUAUUUCCUAUCUUCGUAAAACAAAAGGAUGGACAACAACUCUAUUAGCUUUUGUUUAAUUAUGUACGAAUUAAAAUUGUAAAUUGAUAAUAAAUUAUUACAAAGCAUUGUCUUGUUUGGUGUUUAAUUCUAGCCAUGACUAAGUACAUACAUAAACAUCUGCGAAUUAAUUCAAGUGGGUCUACUACCUACUACAUUUUAAAACUAUAUUUUUGCCCACAAUUCUAAAUGGUACUCAAAUUGCUUUUUAAAUUGUUUUUAACCGAAGAUAAGCAUAUAAUAUAACAAUACCAAAGUAGCUUAGGCUUUAAUUAAUUAUGAAAUCCAUUACAUUAGUAAUACAGUAAUACAUAAAUGUGUCCAAAACUGACGUUUACAACAACGCACUUAGAGAAUUUACAUUCCAAGUCACUUAAAAUACAAUUUUUUUUACGUAAGUAUAUUUUGUAAUAAGCGCCAUCUGUUAGUUUUCGAUUAAGAUAAUUUCUUGAAAUUGGCCUAUAUUGAUACAAAUAAGUUUUAACAAUGUAAGUUAUUUUUACUUGGAUUAUUCCAAUGAUCUCAGCUUAUUUAUUAAUGGCCAUGCAGUAACAUCUUAGUAUAUAUUAUAAGCGUAAAUUUAAAACUAUUUUAAAGAGGUAAUAUAUAAAUAAAAUGUUAAACUAUUUCGAAAUUACAAUGUUGCUAUUUACAUAAUUAAAUAAUUAUAUAAAUAAGAACAAUUAGAAAUAUAUUACUGUCUAUUUUAACAAUUUCUGUAUUCCCAAACCUUUAAACUAUUUGCUUCUAGAACUGGGAUCGAUCCUGUUUAUUAAAUUCCUAUAAUAUUAUGUAAUAUAAAAAGUAGACUAGUGAAUUUUAACGUGAAACUUAUUGUUAAAUAAAGAGAAAAUCUCA